GAGGGAAGUGAUUUUUCACAAGAGCACCCGGGUGAUGCAUCAAAAAGUGAGACUCUGAACCCAGAAUCAGACGCAAAAAAAUAGAGGACUGACAUCCUGAUGCUUGGGAGGAGGGACCCGCUGGGAAACCCAGGGACAAGAAAUAGUGUCUCUAGGGAAGCGAGAGGACAGUCUUAAUUCAGUUCUCCGAAGGAACCGUCACUGGCCCAAGCUCGAGAACAAGUAACCGCCAUUCUCAACCGCCCAACUGACAGAUGUAAACCACCCUCCCACCCCUCCAACUUAUAGACAGGGAGGGGGCGGGGCCGAUAGCCCUCGGCGCUUUCUCCUCGACCUGCCGUAAACCGGCGUUCUCUCGCGACAUUGCCGCGCAUCCAUUACGUGCGCGGUCCCCGGGUCUUCGUUCCCCUCCCCCCGCCCCUCCGCCUCCCACCCCACUUUCCGCCUGGGCCGCCAUUCUCUCGUGCCCGCGCCGGUCGGUUGGUGGCGCCUUUGUCCUACGACGGACGGCUACGGAAAGGAAGGAGGCGGCCCCAGCGGCCUAGGCGCAUAUGACGGCAGCCGUGGAGGCGGUGGCUGCCCCUUGAGGAAAAGAACGGCUGGGGAAAGCCCACUACUCUGGUAGCGAUAUUAAUAAGGCAGCGGAAAGAAGAAAUAUGAAUACGGCUCCAGCAAGACCCAGCCCAGCACGAAGGGAUCCAUAUGGUUUUGGAGAUGGUCGGGAUGCAAGACGGGAUCGGUCCCCAGUUCGAGGCAGCCCAAGGAGAGAACCCAGGGAUGGCAGGAAUGGCCGAGAUGCCCGAGACUCCAGAGACAUGCGGGACCCCAGGGAUGCCAGAGACAUGCGGGACCCCAGGGAUUCUAGAGACAUGCGGGACCCCAGAGACAUGAGGGACCCUAGAGAUCCCAGAGACAUGCGGGAUCCCAGAGAUAUGAGGGAUCCCAGAGAUGCCAGAGACAUGCGGGAUCCUCGGGAUAUAAGAGAUCUCAGGGACCUUGGAGAUCCUCGAGAGCUGAGAGAUCCCAGGGAUAUGAGAGAUCUGCGUAAUAUUCGAGAUGCCCCACGAGACCCUAUGUAUGACAGAUAUCAAGAUGUGAGGGAUUCACGAGAUCCUGUCUUUAAUAGAGACCACUUUGAUGGGCGAACUCCUCCAGGCCCAGAAAGUCAGUCCCGUUCUAAAGAGCGUCUGAAGCGUGAAGAGCGGCGUAGAGAAGAACUGUAUCGGCAGUAUUUUGAAGAAAUCCAAAGGCGCUUUGAUGCUGAAAGGCCUGUAGAUUGCUCUGUGAUCGUGGUCAACAAGCAGACAAAAGAUUAUGCCGAGUCCGUGGGGAGGAAAGUUCGAGACCUAGGCAUGGUGGUAGACCUAAUUUUCCUCAACACAGAGAUGUCACUGACACAGGCCCUGGAGGAUGUUGGCAGGGGGGGAUCUCCUUUUGCCAUUGUCAUCACCCAGCAGCACCAAGUUCAUCGCUCCUGUACAGUCAAUAUCAUGUUUGGUACUCCACAAGAACAUCGUAACAUGCCCCAAGCAGAUGCCAUGGUGCUGGUAGCAAGGAACUAUGAACGCUACAAGACUGAAUCUCGGGAGAAGGAACGAGAGGAAAUCGCCAGGCAGGCAGCCAAGAUGGCAGAUGAGGCCAUUAUGCAGGAAAGGGAGCGAGCAGCAGCAGCCCCCAUGGAAGAAGGGGUACGAGGUGGCCAUCCACCUGCCAUCCAGAGCCUCCUCAAUUUAUUGGCUGAUAACAGGUACCUCACUGCUGAAGAAACAGAUAAGAUUAUUAACUAUUUACGUGAGCGGAAGGAACGGCUUAUGAGGAGCAGCACAGACCUUCUGCCAGCUACUAUUUCCUGCCAACCCCUUGGGGCGACUUCGGGCACUUCACUGAAAUCCCAGUCCAGCCUGCCUAGCCCCCAGCCUCUCCAGAGCAGUCAGGCACUCCCUCCGGCUACACCAGCUCCAGCAUCAGCCCCCACCCCACAGCAGGAGCUUCAGGCCAAAAUCCUCAGCCUCUUUAAUAGUGGUGCUGCCACUGCUGCAGCAGCAGCUGUUGUGGCCAACAGCAGUCCAACCCCUGCCACAGCUCCCCCAGCAGGCACACAGAACCAGAAUUUUGCCACCAUGGCUAACAACCAGUCUCAGCAGAGAUCACAGGCCUCAGGCAACCAGCCUCCAAGUAUCUUGGGACAAGGAGGCUCUGCCUGCAACGUAGGCCCCAGGCCCGGGGCUCCAUCUCAAGGGCUCUUCGGCCAGUCCUCCAGUCGCCUGGUACCUGCAAGCAAUGUUGCUGGCCAAAGGCCAGUGUCCUCCACAUAUAUCAACUUUGAUAAUCCAAGUGUACAGAAAGCCCUGGACACCCUGAUCCAGAGUGGCCCUGCCCUCUCUCACCUGGUGAGUCAAACCACAGCACAGGUGGGACGAUCCCAAGCCCCUCUGGGAUCCUACCAAAGGCAUUAUUGAUGCUAAUCUAUCAAUACUACCUUCCCUUCAUCCCCACUCCUUCCUCUUUUACCCAUUUGCCACAUUCAUAGAGUUUUUCCAAGAAGGUUCCGUCCACAUACAUAUUGAGUGUCAUGAGCCUGUAUUACACCUUUCCUUCCCACCCCCAGCUUUGUUAGUCAUCUUCCCCAUGGGCAGAGUUUGAGAGGCUCCGAGAUUUAGGGAGCAGAAGUGUAGGUGUCUGAGCUGAGUUGGCAAUUGGGUAUUCCUUGAGCUUAGGAGUUAAAGAAACCUAGACCUGGGUUUAGCCUUUCCUUAGGGCAGCUGAAAUAAGUUUCUGCUCCACUUAGUUUGGAAUGUCAUUUGUUUAUUCAUGGUCCAGAGCCAUUGCCUCUGCUCAUUUAAACAGCCACUAGCCCCCUUAGGAGGAAGCAAUAUUUAAAGGAAAGCUUGCCAAUUUAACACAGUACAAACCUAUAUUCUGCAAAACCUACUCAGGAGGGAAUCAAGAAAGCAGUUGGCAAACUGGGUUUGAGUAGACACAGUGUCACCGACAAAAGCUAGAGGGAGAGACCAAUUUGAGGUUUAAUAAAAUCUUCCCUCAGGAUUUGGGAAAGGAAUUGGCCACAUUGUAGCCAUGAAAGCUUAUUAGCCAGGGCAUUUCAGCCUGUUCAGAGUUUUUGCAUUUAACUUAGCCAUCCCCACAGACCAAAUAGCUCCACUCGCUAACAAUUUAGCCCAGAUUAUAUGCCUAUCUCCAGGUCCCCCUCCUGUGACUGGCCUAUUAGUUUCUCUCAUGGAUGGUUAUCAGGUGGAGGAUGGUAAGGAGUCUAUAAUAUAAGCAAAUGCAACUCUAGAACCUGGCCCUAGAAUUCCAUUUUCUCAAAGAUUAUUAUUAUUUUUCUUUUUUUUUUUUUUUUGAGCAAUUAGCUUGGAGAAACAGACUGUUCAUCUCAACCCACUUGUUUGCUUUUUGGAGGAGAGGAGUUGUGGGCAAGGGAUAAUUUGAGGGCAGAUGUUCUAGCAGCUGCAAUGCAUCUUGUUAUGGACACCAACUUUCCAUUCCUAAGUUUUAGCCUGAAUGAAAUUGUUGAUAGGAGAGCAUCUGGCUUCUGUUCUCUGUUGACACCAAAGGAAGCUGCUCUAUCCUUGGGGAUAUGCUCAUUCUACCCCUCUGAGCCAAAGCCUCUGGGGCUUGGGAGGGCCAGGAGGUUGGGCCUAUAGCUGUGCCAGGGCCUGCAGCUGUUUGAACUUGGUUUAGAAAACUCAAGGUCCCUUAGGUGGCAGCUUUUUAUGUUCCAACUUGUUUGUGUUAUAUAGUGUUUUUUCUCUUUGAAACUUUUGUGUUGUUAAUAAGAAUAUUACUUUUUAAUUAAAGAAGAAAAAUGCAAAAACUGUGUCUGUCCUAUUGGAUGGUUUUCAGUCUGAAAAUUUGAAAUGGACCUCUGGGACAUCACAUCAUGGAGUCAAAUAAUGGUAUCACUGAUUAAAUGGCUUCAAAUGUUGCAUUUUAUAAUAUCCUUAUUAUGCCGUCUUUCAGCUUCCCAACCAACAAGUCUACCCCAUCCAUCCAGAGUCAGCUGCUUUCUUUGGCAAAGUACUACAACCAGAAUUUUUUUUUUAACCUUUUCUGAAGCUGCUUACUUAGUAAUAAGCUCUUUAAUAACUAUUGAUAGCAAACAACUUCUAGAUAGUUAAAUUUUACACUUAAAACACUUGUUUUACCGAUAGUUUCUUCCACAUGGUUCCAUACAGAUUCUGCUUAGGUCCUUGUGUGCUAGGAAAAUUUUGGACUUUGAUUUUUUUUUUGGUAAUGAUUAAGGGAAGGAGUUUCCAGUACCCAAUCUCUCACUUGCCUGAACAACGUCACCAUUUUAUCCUGACCACUCAAAAAACAGUUAAUAUUAUCUUGAGUUAAGAUGAUGUUGUCCAGCCCCUUCAUUGUAUGAAGGAGGAAAACUGAGGCUCAAAUUGGGGGAAGGGACUUGCUUAGGUCUGCACAACUAGAGUGAAAAUUCCAACCCAGAUCUCCCAACUUCCAGUCAAGUGCUCUUUCCAUUAUAUCACAUUCAUUUCUUUACUGCUUUUGUUCUUUGUCCAACUGAAUCUAGACUGGAAAGAUAGUCAAGUAUCCUGAAAAAAAAAAAGCUCAACUCUGGGCAGGAGAACUAGGCCUGGGAGUUUUAGAUUUUAUAAAGCUCAUGUCAGUAUGAAAGUCUUCACUCAAAGAAAACAAUGUUUCCCUGAAUACUUCUGCCCUGUUCCUUUUUCUUUCCAAUAUCGACUUGAGACACUGCAAGCCAUGAAGGGUGUAAUAAAAUUCUUUUUAUUGCAUUUUGUGCAGACAAGAGUCUAAAAAAUUAAUACAGUAAAAGCUAUAAAGCAUUAAACAGGAGCAUUCAACAAUUAAAGAGAGAACCAACCCCUCCCUUUUAAUAUUGGCACAAAAAACACAAAGAUACUGAGAAGAAAUGCUGAAUACCUAAACACUUGCACAGAAAAUUAAAGGCAAGCCCAAGAAUAAGAAUAAUAAAUACUCUGAUUUUGGUUUGCAACCUGUCCUAUUUACAAGAUCUUUAAACUUCUUUGCAUUGCCCUGCACAGAGAUCUCUAAACACAAAAGCAUACUAGUCACUACAAGGCUAUUGAAAUAUUGCACUCAGAAUAAAAGUCACUUGGAUGGACAUAAAACAUCAAAACUACAGUGAUUAUAAAGGUAAUUUAAUGAAUGACUUGUGGGAACAUUCAUAACAAAUAUAUUGCACAUGUAGCACAGAAAAGGGAGGGGAUUUUUAGGGGUCUGAGUUUUUUGUCAUCCACAGAAACUCAACCCAUGGGGCUGCUGCUUACUGCUGGGAUCUUAGGUCUUGCCAGCUGGGAAAUCUGGGACUAGACAGUGCAGCUUGGUGCUCUGAUAGAUGUUGGCAUUGCCUUUUCCCCAACUAUCCAUGGGGCAAAAGGUCAAGCAGUUUCUAGGACUGGUCUGUACUAACUAGGGCUGCCUUUGGCCAGGGUGACCUGGACUUCAUAUUUUUUAAGCUGUCUGGGGCUUGGUCAUUUUGUAGAAUCUGACCCAAGAACCAAAAUCCAUCUUCAUUCCUGAUCAAAUCGCCUCCCCCAGCCUCCAUUUCUCAUAUCCCACUAAAUUCUGUCUGCCUCAGGCUGGCAAGGGGAGAAGAGAGGAGAGAGUAAAGUCAAAGAUAGUGUUCGCUGGUCUUAACUAGGUUCCAAGACCCUGCUGGCUCCCACACAA
Sarcophilus harrisii (Tasmanian devil) is the source of this 5691-nucleotide messenger RNA. It is a transcript of the gene NCOA5, whose product is annotated as nuclear receptor coactivator 5. The coding region runs from base 657 to 2459 and encodes 600 amino acids. Gene Ontology annotation, biological process: regulation of signal transduction. The record is from RefSeq and is a predicted model, not a curated record. NCBI's taxonomy places the organism in Eukaryota, Metazoa, Chordata, Mammalia, Dasyuromorphia, Dasyuridae. The transcript is spliced from 8 exons. Gene Ontology annotation, cellular component: nucleoplasm.